AGUAGCGCCGAUCGUGUUUUCGUUGCGUCUCCGCCUCUGCGCUCCUCACUUGCUGCCGACCGCAGACGAGCGCACACAGGCCGCCGUGAACUCUCCCGAGGCCGGAUGGUAAAAUCCAACCUCCAGCGGAUCCUAAACAGUCAUUGCUUUGCCCGUGAGAAGGAAGGAAAUAAACAGUGCGAAACUAGCAACAUCAUGGAGGCGCUGAGUAACAGUAUUAACGACAUGAUGGGAAGUCUGUCGCUGUGCUGUAGUAGUACCACUGGUCCAGGGCCUCUGUGGUGCUCCGAUGCCCCUCACCCACCUCUGAAGAUCCCAGGUGGGCGAGGGAACGGAGCACGGGAUCACACAUCCACAGCAGCACCACCGCAGCAGCAGCUGCAGCUGUACUCAGACAGGAAGUUGACUGUGACCGAAGAGCCCGCUGGGGCCGGUCGCCCGCGGAUACUGCACUUCCAGAGCCGGCCCACCGUUUCCCGGGUGAUCAAAUGGGAGGCGGUGCUUCGAGGGCCCGGCCUGUUCGUGGAGAUUCCCUGCGAAUCGUUUCCAGAGGGCAGCAAAGAGAGCUUCAUCUCUCUGCUGGAGUUUGCUGAAGAACAUCUGAAAGUGGUCAGCGUGUUCGUCUGCUUUUAUAAGAACAGGGACGAUCGUGUAAAACUGGUGCGUACGUUCAGCUUUCUGGGCUUUGAGAUGGUGAAACCGGGCCACGCUCUGGUCCCCGCUCGACCUGACGUUCUCUUCAUGGCCUACAACUUUGACAGGGAUUCCUCGGACGAAGAUUAGUCUCCUCUCAUUCCUUCACGGGACGCGCUCCGUCUGCAGCCUCUAAACCGCUCGGAGCCGUUUACGGGCUUCAGACGGACCCGCCGAAUCGUUAACGUGCUGUUCGACUCCGUUUCUCUCGUUCAUCAAGUGAAUCGGUUCGCUUUUAAUGCUUGUGUUUUUUUUUUUUUUGUUUUUUUUUUUUUAUACGAUGUUUGAUUUUUCUGGAAUGUACAAAAGGUCACUUCUACGUUUGUGUACGUUUGAUUGGAUGUUUAUUCCUGCUCUUCAAUGUCGAAGCCUGUGAUUGUAGGCUUUCUGAGGCGUUCGCCAAUUUGCUUUUCUGUUCAACAUUUAUGGUCAGUUUUUACCUCAGAAUGCCGUUUGUAGUUCGUCAGACACGUUUGGAGUGAAUCGGGAUGAAUCGGUAACGUGUAAUCGAUUGAUUGUUUGAUUGAUUUUAUUUCUCUGAAUACGACGUUCUCGCAGCGACUCGACUGGUACAAACCCCGAUGGGAAACUAAAUCGACGCAUCCAAAGCUCUUUUACCUCUGGCUGUCAUGUCUUGGUUUUGUAUAUGAGAAGCGCGUUUAGGCUUUCGUUGUGUGUCGGCUGUGCUGUUACUCGCGUUCCCUCUCCAUAGUUUAUUUUUCACCUUGUUUGGAGCCUCUUUCUCCUCUAUAGUGGUACAUAUACAGCUUCUGUGAUAAUAAAAACAUUAUUUAAAGACA
Molecule: messenger RNA, 1493 nt
Organism: Labeo rohita (rohu)
Lineage: Eukaryota; Metazoa; Chordata; Actinopteri; Cypriniformes; Cyprinidae
Gene: oaz1b
Product: ornithine decarboxylase antizyme 1b
Biological process (GO): positive regulation of protein catabolic process
Cellular component (GO): cytoplasm; nucleus
Molecular function (GO): ornithine decarboxylase inhibitor activity
Source: RefSeq, a predicted model, not a curated record